Messenger RNA from Hylaeus volcanicus, 810 nucleotides. RefSeq lists its product as uncharacterized. NCBI's taxonomy places the organism in Eukaryota, Metazoa, Arthropoda, Insecta, Hymenoptera, Colletidae. The record is from RefSeq and is a predicted model, not a curated record. Gene Ontology annotation, molecular function: ubiquitin conjugating enzyme activity. The coding region runs from base 148 to 603 and encodes 151 amino acids. Gene Ontology annotation, biological process: protein K63-linked ubiquitination; DNA damage tolerance. Gene Ontology annotation, cellular component: nucleus. The transcript is spliced from 5 exons.
UUAAAAUAAAAAAUAUAUUUUUCAUAUUUCUUAUAAUGAAGGCAUGCAGAUAAGAGGAUCAUGAACAACGAGUAUCAGCUUAAACUUAAGUUAUACGCCUGAGUCUCAUUGAAUUUACUAACUUUUUAGCUUUCUCUUGUACGAAAAAUGGUUAUUUCCCGACGAAUUGUCAAGGAGACUAUGAAUUUAGCAACAGAUCCUCCUCCGAAUAUUGUAGCGACACCGGAUGCCAAUAAUUAUCGUCACUUUCAAAUUAUGCUGGUUGGACCGUCUGGAACCCCUUACGAAAAAGGUCUUUAUCGAUUGGAGUUAUUUUUACCGGAACGUUAUCCUAUGGAACCCCCCAAAAUUCGUUUUCUGACAAAAAUAUACCAUCCCAACAUAGAUAAACUUGGCCGUAUUUGUUUGGAUAUUUUGAAAAGUAACUGGAGUCCAGCUCUCCAAAUUCGUACAGUACUUUUGUCUAUACAAGCGCUUCUUGCUUCACCUGAACCGGAUGAUCCAUUAGAUACAUCUGUAGCUGAACAUUAUAAAGCAGAUCGUGUUGGAUUUGUAAAUACAGCUAAAGAGUGGAACCGUAUAUACGCUAUAACAGAUUCUUAAUUUUUCAUCUAUGAAUGUUGUUUAGCUUCAAUAUUAUCUACAUGUAAAACAGUUCAAUCAAACACAUCCAUGACGACCCGUCCAAUGAUUUUGACCAGAAUCUUUUAUACACACUAAGCAUAUUAAAUAAUUAUUUUCCUGAUUCAAAAUUGAUUUUGCAAAACAACAAUUAAAAAGAUUUUAUGAAACAAAAUUUUGUUGCUAUGG